GUCGCGCGACUAGUAGUUUUUUGAAGAUGAGAGGUGCAAACACGCAAAAAGUUGUCUUGUUUGAAGUCGGGGAGGAUGUUUUGGACCGUGUGGCCAAAUCCCUCAAUUACCCUUCAGUCAAAGCGCUAAAAAUCGACGUUUUGGUAUUAAAAGAGUGGAUGAAAACGCAGCCCUACCUGCCGGAAAUUAUGGCCGAUAAAAUGAUUGAAAAUUUUCUCAUCUUAAAUAAGGGCAGUAUCGAGUUGACGAAAGAAAAAAUCGAUAUGUAUUAUACCGUGCGUUCGCUUUUACCUGAAGUUUUCGACGAAAGUAACCCCAAGUUGCCCGAAAUGAAAAAAAUACUGGAUGCAAUUCAUGUUGUAGCUUUACCCAAACUCACCAAAGAAAUGUACCGAGUGUCUUUCAGUAAAAUACGCAAUACAGACCUCUUGGAAAAAACUGAUUUCAAUAAAGUGAUUGCACAUUUGGUGAAUUGUCAAGAAAUUCGACUUUCGGAAGAUGUAGCGUUUGGCGAUAUCUUUAUUCUUGAUGCCGCAGGUCUUUCGUUUAAUGUGAUGUUAAAAUUUACGCCCAGUAUUUUGUACAAAACUUUGAUUUUAAUAUAUGAGCGACUUUUUUCGAUGCGACUUAAAGCAGUCUACGUUUUUAACGCCCCUCCUUUUGUCGAAAAAAUUGUGACGAUGGUUAAAGGCUUUAUAAAACCAAAAAUGUUCGACAGGAUACAUAUUUAUGCAGAUAGCAGUUUUUUGCUUAAAUGUUUCGAAAAAGAACAAAUUCCAACUGAUUACGGGGGCGAAGAGAAAUCUCUUUGUGAAUUACAAGAAUUGGGCAAGUUGAAACGAGCCGAAUACCAAGAACGUUUUGACAAAUUGGACAAGUUGCGAGUCAAUGAAAAACUGAGACCUGAAAAACUGAAAAAUGAUGAAAAUUUGGGCUUUUAUGGCAACUUUAAAAGACUUGAAAUCGAUUGAGGUUUAACUGGUUGCCUAACUAAGAUAAAUUAUAUAAUAAUUUUUUGUUUUAUCAUAAUUAACAUAGAAUGUAGGUAUAAAAAAAAAUUUGUUGUUUUCGUA
Messenger RNA from Tribolium castaneum (red flour beetle), 1073 nucleotides. RefSeq lists its product as uncharacterized. Gene Ontology annotation, molecular function: phosphatidylinositol bisphosphate binding. Lineage: Eukaryota; Metazoa; Arthropoda; Insecta; Coleoptera; Tenebrionidae. The transcript has 6 exons. Gene Ontology annotation, cellular component: membrane. The record is from RefSeq and is a predicted model, not a curated record. Bases 27 to 971 code for a protein of 314 amino acids.